AUGCAAUUUCAAAAGAUUAUCCUGAUCUUUUCUGCCGUUGCUGGCGCUGUCUUUGCUGCUGAAAAACGCCCAUGCAAUCAGCUUCCCGGUUGCACUCCUAUUAGGGGUGGCGGUUGUUUCUGUCCCUCGGAGAGCGGCCGAGAUCCAAGUGACCCAGGUGACCCAGGUCAGGGUGGCGGUCCACAGUGA
This is a messenger RNA of Pyricularia oryzae 70-15, 189 nucleotides long. RefSeq lists its product as uncharacterized. NCBI's taxonomy places the organism in Eukaryota, Fungi, Ascomycota, Sordariomycetes, Magnaporthales, Pyriculariaceae. The record is from RefSeq and is a predicted model, not a curated record. Bases 1 to 189 code for a protein of 62 amino acids. The transcript is spliced from 3 exons.